Molecule: messenger RNA, 1859 nt
Organism: Sphaerulina musiva SO2202
Lineage: Eukaryota; Fungi; Ascomycota; Dothideomycetes; Mycosphaerellales; Mycosphaerellaceae
Exons: 2
Coding region: 453-1628 (391 amino acids)
Source: RefSeq, a predicted model, not a curated record
GUACCUCGCAAACAGGAAGCAUGCAGACGCUAUGUACCACUUUCGUGAGAGCACCUACGGCCAUACAUACACGUGGUCGUGGUAUGCUCCAUGAACAUAAGGUUGUGUUCACGGGUCGAUCUUAGCAUCCUCUCUUUCUCCCUCUUUCCACCUCGUCCUGCAUGACAGCAGCUUUCCUGCUCAUAUCGAUGGAACGGCAGAAUCAUCAUCUCUGAGAUUGUCCAUGACAUGCAGGCACGCCGUUUUAAACGGCUGUAAUUCCUGUUGCACCACUGUAUUAACAGCACCAUCCACCCCGUCAUACCGACUGCUCGAAGCCCUUGCCGCCAGACUAGUCACUUGAUUCUCAUCGACACUUCGUCUUCCCCCGGACAAUCGCAUGCACUCCAACGCAGCCCGCUGGCGGAGAGAGCUUGGAUGAUCAGACCUGUUACAGAGACCUUUGGACCACAAUGCCGGUAGGCCACGCACCGGGAAGUGCUGUGGUCGGCGUGACCGUCGCCUUCACCGUCCUCGCCUUCAUCGCGACCGCAUCUAGACUGAUCACUCGAGUGGCCAUUGUUCGAGGAGCGGGAAUUGACGAUGUGAUGAUCACUAUUGCCGUAAUGUUCAGCAUCGCCAUCACGACGACCAUGGUCAUGCAAGUCCAGUACGGCAUGGGACGACAUGCCGACACGCUGAGUACCAACGACAACAAAUACAGCCUGGUCUGGUUCUGGGCUUCCGUAUGGCUCUAUUACCUGGGCCUCAUGUUCACCAAACUAUCCAUCUUGUUCCAAUAUCUUCGAAUCUUCCCGGACAGACGAUUUCGCUUCUGGUGCAUCAGCCUCAUGGCCCUGGUAUGCGGUUGGACGUGCUGGGCAUUCUUCUCUGCUCUCUUUGCAUGCUGGCCCAUUCAGCACUUCUGGAAUCCUUCCAUACCAGGUGCUUGUCUGAACCGCCUGGCAGUAUGGUUUUCCAAUGCAGCGAUGAACAUCAUAACCGACAUCGCCACCACCAUCCUACCUUUACCUGUUCUCAAGUCUCUCAAUCUUCCGAAACGACAACGCUACGUCCUCAUGUUUGUCUUCGGAAUGGGAGGCGUCGUGUGCGUCAUAUCGGUCUUGCGGCUCUCCUCACUCUACACCAUCUCCAUCAGCACCGAUGUCAGCUGGGAUAAUCCACUCGCAGCAAUCUGGUCCAGCUGUGAAGUGAAUGUCGGUAUUCUGUGUUCGUGUCUUCCCACACUGAAAGGCUGUGUCGCACGCUACUUCCCCGUUCUCUUCAGCUCCGCUUGCGGAUCUCGACCGACGGGUGAGUUUAGAGCGCUAGAGCUCAGUGGAAGGGGCAGGAAGAACCAAGCUUCGUGUACGAUCUCUGCAGUGGGAAGUGUCCCUUUGACGGGGGAGAGGUCCUCUUCGAAGAUGGCGAGGAUGAAAUCUCGUCUGGGUCGAGGGGAGAAGGAUAUGGAAGAAGGGGGUAGUGAGGACUCGGAGAGUUAUUACGGGAGACUGACGCCGACGGAUCGAGACCAUGCCAUUCAUGUCACCACGGUCGUGCAGCAGGAGGAGGAACGAAGUCCACGGUUUGCACCGAUGGAAGGUGAGAGUCUCAUGGGACUCGUGAAUCAAAAGCCUUAUGGGGCGUAACGAUGUAUGACGGAAUAGGGCGUUUCGAUGUGAUGAUGGGGGACCAGGUGUUUUGGCGAGGGCUACUGUUUUCAAACGAUACCAGGUGGACCACAGAGACCCGGGGGGUUGAAUGUGAUGAGAUGUUCGAAUUACUCACUUAUUACCUACGACGGCAGGCCGGGCUUACAGAACUGACAUAGCUAAUUUCAUAUUCUCAAUACAGGUACUAGAUAGUGCCUAAUAUUGCUC